UUUCAUUUUCUAAUUAAAAUAUCAGUGAACCCAGUGAAAAAUGAAAAAAAUACUUCUACUUUUUUUAUGCUUUUUGACAUGUUGUCUCGCUACUCCUUAUGACUACCAUGAAAGAAUCGGUGUUCCUAGAGCAACUGAAUUGCGUGAUGCUGAAAUGAAGACCUGGGUGUCGAGGAUUAUUGGUGGAAACCAGGUUGAGAAUAUGAUUCCGCAUCAGGUAGGCAUCAUAGUAAUGCUAACAACUGGCUGGACUUCAAUCUGUGGUGGGGCGCUGGUCUCCAACAUCAGAGUCCUCACAGCAGCCCAUUGCUGGUACGACGGUCGCAGUCAAGCCAGGCUCUUUACUCUGGUCUUCGGGUCUACUACAAUCUUCUCGGGUGGCACCAGGGUACCGACUUCGAACGUUGUCGUCCAUCCUUCUUGGAAUACUGUUGAUGUGACCCAUGACCUUGCUAUGGUGCACAUGCCUAGUGUUGUUUUUAGCAAUACUAUUAUGCCGAUUCCCUUGCCGACAAUGGAGGAGGUGAAUGACAACUUUGCUGGACUUGAUGCUAUCGUAUCAGGUUAUGGAAAAACUAGUGACGCCCAAAACAGCUUUCCAAUCACAACCUCUCUGUAUCAUACCACUGUGAGAAUAAUUACGAACGCGGACUGUCAGAGUAGCUUCAAUAACUAUAAUUUGCACGUUGGCCAUCUUUGUACCAGCGGGCAGGGAGCUGUUGGUACCUGUGACGGGGAUUCCGGCGGGCCCUUGACUGUUGUGAGAAAUUCUAGGAGAAUUUUGGUGGGCAUAGUGUCCUUUGGGCCCGGUGAAGGAUGCGAGCAGGGUCUACCCUCUGUCUACACCAGGGUAACUGCUUUCCUCAGCUGGGUUCAAGCUAACUUGUAAACAUUUAAUAAAAUUUAUUGCCCAA
Molecule: messenger RNA, 914 nt
Organism: Hyposmocoma kahamanoa
Lineage: Eukaryota; Metazoa; Arthropoda; Insecta; Lepidoptera; Cosmopterigidae
Product: collagenase-like
Exons: 5
Coding region: 41-889 (282 amino acids)
Biological process (GO): proteolysis
Molecular function (GO): serine-type endopeptidase activity
Source: RefSeq, a predicted model, not a curated record